Antrostomus carolinensis (chuck-will's-widow) is the source of this 411-nucleotide messenger RNA. RefSeq names its product proteasome subunit alpha type-1. The record is from RefSeq and is a predicted model, not a curated record. Gene Ontology annotation, biological process: ubiquitin-dependent protein catabolic process. Gene Ontology annotation, cellular component: proteasome core complex; proteasome core complex, alpha-subunit complex. The annotation marks the transcript as partial. The transcript is spliced from 5 exons. NCBI's taxonomy places the organism in Eukaryota, Metazoa, Chordata, Aves, Caprimulgiformes, Caprimulgidae.
UUUCGCAACCAGUAUGACAACGAUGUCACCGUUUGGAGCCCGCAGGGCCGAAUUCAUCAAAUAGAAUAUGCCAUGGAAGCUGUGAAACAAGGCUCAGCUACUGUGGGGCUGAAGUCAAAAACACAUGCUGUGCUGGUUGCUCUCAAGAGAGCACAGUCUGAGCUGGCAGCUCAUCAGAAAAAAAUCCUGUACGUUGACAACCAUAUUGGUAUCUCAAUUGCUGGACUUACUGCUGAUGCAAGACUCUUGUGCAAUUUCAUGCGUCAGGAGUGUCUGGAUUCUAGAUUUGUGUUUGAUAGACCUCUUCCAGUUUCUCGCCUAGUGUCACUAAUUGGAAGCAAAACCCAGAUACCAACGCAGCGUUAUGGCAGAAGGCCGUAUGGCGUAGGGCUGCUCAUUGCGGGUUAUGAU